Molecule: messenger RNA, 1735 nt
Organism: Papaver somniferum (opium poppy)
Lineage: Eukaryota; Viridiplantae; Streptophyta; Magnoliopsida; Ranunculales; Papaveraceae
Exons: 7
Coding region: 685-1008 (107 amino acids)
Source: RefSeq, a predicted model, not a curated record
GCCUUAUCAUCUCUUCUCAAACAAAUCUGGUUUCUCCCCUUUACUUUUUCCAUUUUUUCUCCACCGAAGAACAGAGAGUUAAUGUUGGCAAUCGAUUGAUUGAAACAUUUCUUCACUGAAAAUUUCUAAGAAGCGAUCUGACCUCAUGAGAUUCCUAUGAUGACUUCAAAUCUCUCUUCCUCCGAAGAACCUUGAGAAAGUUUCAUGCUAAGGGAAAUCAUGAGGAGGGGACUCCACAGUUUUAAAUACCAGUGGGUUCAAAACAAUGGAAUAUGGAUGGGUUUUUUGUUCAAAUCAAGUGUUAUGUUGUGUUUGAGACAUUGCCGCAAUGGAAAUCAUGGGCAGCAAUCGAGUAGAAGAUAUGGAAUUUGAAAGGGCCAGAAAAUGGAAAUGGAAGCUAUCCCCCCACAGAAUGAUACGAGAAAAUGGAAGAGAGGCAUGGGUUUCAGCCACGAAGUGAUUGAAUUUAACGAGGCAUGAAUGGUGAUUCAGUCGUCUUGGGUCCAUGUCGUGUGAGCUUGUACAACAGAUGGAAUCUGGUUGUUUGUGCCAUGAGUUUGCAGGAUACAGAGAACUCGAGAUGGAUGAUUGGUUGAGCUGAUAUGGGUUUUGUAUGAAUAUAAUGAACCAGAUGAUGGUUGUUCGGGUGGUUUGCAGUCGAUUGAAGUCAUAGUUGUUGCUGCGAUGGGUGAUCGUGAACAAGGUAGCAAAGACGUGAUUAAGUGGUACUGGCUGCGAUUGUUGAGGAAAGAAUGCAUGCUAUCUUUCAGAGGCUUGCUGAGGAUCGGAUUUUCAAUCAGAUUCCAAGGAUUCUUAUUACUGCCAAAGGGUAUCCAGACAUUGCUACAAGGUUUCUUCUGCAUCGAAUCAGCCGAGCUUUCCCAAAUUUGCCUAUAUUUGCACUGGUUGACUGGGCUAGCUAUACUUGGCACCUUUAAGUUCGGAAGUAUAGGGAUGGGUUUUGAGGCAUAUAAAUAUGCUUGCAAUGUUAAAUGGCUGGGAGUAUGAGGGAACAAUUUACAGCUCAUACCUGAAGAAUCGUACGUUCCACUGAAGCCACGUGAUCUGUAGAUAGCUAAAAGCUUGAUGUCCUGUGACAUGUUGCCGGUAAAUAAGAAAUUUAUGCACACAAAUUGUAACUCACAAUACUAUGUUACAUAAUGUUCUCAACUAUUAUUCAUGCAUCCUUGAUUGGUUUCGAAGAAAAUUACAAGGAUGCCUAGUGCUCAAAUAAUAGGUAUAGAUAACUGGAUUUGAUUACAGACACAGAUUUAAUUCAUGUGUUAUGUUAUCCAGUUGCAACGGUACUUGGCUGGAAUUGUUGCGUCGGAGAUGGAGAUUGGAAGGACAUAAUCUAGCAAAGAACGGUGACAAGAUUUAGCAGGUCACGGAAUCGGUGGUGGUUAUACUCUAGAGUCUACAAUGGGUUCUGUGUAGAAAUGCUGUUAUGAGUUUGUUCGAUGGAGUUCGACUCAAAAGUGUCGAUAGUUCUUGCCAUGCACCGUAAUUGGGUUCAUGAUGAGACAAAGUACUGUAAAGUCAGUGAAGAGAAAGGCAUGAAUUUGGUUGAGAAGCCGAAGAUGUUUAUGGUGUAGAAUCUCUGGGUGUUGUUCUGUAGCCAAGAUUUCUGGCUCAGAAUCAGUAAAACAUGCAUCUUAGUUGCAUAUAUGUAAGUUUUAAUGGAAAACUUUGUAAAACUUUGUUAUGAAAGAGUAGUUUUUGAUUUUUAACUUCA